Saccoglossus kowalevskii is the source of this 686-nucleotide messenger RNA. RefSeq lists its product as uncharacterized. Gene Ontology annotation, molecular function: nucleotide binding. The record is from RefSeq and is a predicted model, not a curated record. NCBI's taxonomy places the organism in Eukaryota, Metazoa, Hemichordata, Enteropneusta, Harrimaniidae.
GGUGACGACACAACGAGAAUAAUUACUGAACCUCAUUAACAUCUGAAAAAACAAUGAAGCAAGUUAAAGCAAUUAUAAUUGGUGCUGGUAAUAGGGGCCAGGGUUAUGCUACAUAUGCUGAGGAUUUCCCACAAUAUCUCAAGCUAUCACAAAUUGAGGAACUAAGAAGCAAUUUAUUUGUUGGCGAGUUGGAGAUCAGAAUAAAGUUGAUUGUUGGUGUCUGUGAUCCACUAGAAAUUAGAAGAAAAAGACUACAGGAAAUACAUAACAUUCCAGAUGACAGAGUGUUUUGUGAUUGGUCAGAUGUUGUCAAAGUUGACAAAUUUGCAGAUGCUGUUAUAGUGACCACUCCAGAUCAAUUUCACAAGGCACCAUCUGUGGCAUGUGCUGAUAAGGGUUAUCAUGUUCUUCUUGAAAAACCAAUGGCAAUUUCAGCUGAUGACUGUUGUGCUAUUGCGGCAGCUUGUAAAAGAAACAAUGUGAUGUUAGUAGUAUGUCAUGUACUCAGAUAUGCAGGAUGGGUAAAGAAAAUCAAGGAAUUGAUUGACAGUGGUGUUAUCGGUGAUGUUGUUAAUAUUCAACAUACAGAACCACCUGAAGGUGCUGGCAUGAAGUGUAUGGAUUGUAAAGUAGAAAAAAACUGUCCAUAUUCGGCAAAAAAACUCUACUUGGAAGGUGUUAGUAAG